Molecule: messenger RNA, 1811 nt
Organism: Cottoperca gobio
Lineage: Eukaryota; Metazoa; Chordata; Actinopteri; Perciformes; Bovichtidae
Gene: hacd3
Product: 3-hydroxyacyl-CoA dehydratase 3
Exons: 11
Coding region: 141-1214 (357 amino acids)
Biological process (GO): fatty acid elongation; very long-chain fatty acid biosynthetic process; sphingolipid biosynthetic process
Cellular component (GO): endoplasmic reticulum membrane
Molecular function (GO): 3-hydroxyacyl-CoA dehydratase activity
Source: RefSeq, a predicted model, not a curated record
ACGUUGACAGAUGGCGAGCGCGCGCGUGCGCAGAAUAUUCUGGGUAUUUGCUGACGGCUAGCAUGAAGCGAGGAGACUUUAGUCAUUGUUCGUGCAGCCUGAUAUUUGCUUGAACCAAAGCUCUUCAAAAAAACGGAACAAUGCCGCUCACACCUCUUGUUUACUGGGCUCAACGCCAUGAAGAAAUUUACCUGCGAGUGGAGCUGACUGACGCACAGGAUAUUGAUGUCCAAGUACAUGAAAAAGUGCUGCAGUUUAGAGGCCUGGGCCAUGGUGCAAAAGGACAAAAUGAAUAUGACUUCAGCUUGGAGUUUCUUUUACCAGUAAAGUCAGAGGUGAGCUACAGGUCCACGCAGCGGCAGGUGAUUAUCACAGUGCGGAAAGAGCAGCGAGGCUGGUGGGAAAGACUGACGCUGCAGGAGCGCAAACCAGUGUUCCUGGCACCAGACUUUGACCGCUGGCAGGACGAGUCAGAUGCUGAGAUGGAAAUCCGGGAAAAGGAGGAGAAAAGGAACAAGCUGAAGGCUUCAAGGCAUAAAGAGGAAGGGUUUGUCAGCCUAAAAACAGCCUUUCUGUUCGUAUAUAACCUGGUGCAGUUUCUUGGUUUUUCAUGGAUCUUUGUCAACAUGACCGUGCGGCUCUUUAUCUUUGGCCAAGAUUCUCUGUACGACACAUUUCACACCAUAUCAGACGUGAUGUUCUUCUGCCAGAUCCUGGCAGCAGUUGAAGUCCUCAACGCGGCUUUUGGUGUAGUCCAGACGGGAGUUAUUCCAACUCUCAUACAGGUGGUUGGAAGGAAUUUUAUCCUCUUCAUAAUUUUUGGUAGUUUGGAAGAAAUGCACAACCAGCCUGUUGUGUUCUUUGUCUUCUAUCUGUGGAGUGCCAUUGAGAUUGUUAGGUAUCCAUUUUACAUGCUGGGCUGUUUCCAUACUGAGUGGAAAACUCUCACAUGGCUGCGGUACACAAUCUGGAUACCACUGUACCCAUUAGGUGUUAUAGCUGAAGCUGUUGCUGUAAUACAAUCCAUUCCCAUGUUCGACGUGACCAAACUCUUCAGCAUUCCUCUGCCGAAGACCAUCGGUACUUCCGUCAGCUUCUCUUACGUCCUGUACAUCUAUCUUGUCCUCAUGUUUGUGGGACUCGUUAUCAACUUUCGUCAUCUUUACAAGCAGAGGAAGAGGCGUUUCCGUACCAAAAAGAGGAAAGCAAAUUGAGAUUCACCAACAGUGCUCAACGCCUUUGCGGCCUGCCUAUUUUUGGAUAAAUAUUUUAAACGAUACUGCUAAACCAUUCGCCACUCAAAUCAAUUGUCGUUUUUGUAAUGAACUUGUUUUUCUUCUCCAGACUGUUUUCGCUCACUAAAAUAAUUUAAUUUGUGGUCAACAUGAAAAUCCUACAGAUGCAAUAUUUCAUCACUGCAGGGACGGUCUAAUUUACUGGUGAUUGAUAGCUGUCUGUUUGUAUUUUGUAGAUUAGUUAAGAACUAUAAUAAGCCAUAUAACUUGAUAGCCUGUGUGAUGUUUGUCUUUUUUUUAAUGCAGUGCUAAUGCUGCUGACGUCGUUGAUUAAAAAUAGUAAAUUUGUGUAUGAAUGAAGCGAGUGACAACGUUCUCAACAAAUACUGUAUUUGUCAUCACUCCAGAUUUCUGAAACGUCUCACAAACCUCAGGGAAUACAUUGUGUGUCCCUUCUGCUUAAUAAUAACCUGCUGUGUAAAAUUUGUCACAUGAAUUUUAAAUGACAACAUUAACAGUCAUUUCAUAGGUUUCCUGUAAAUGUUAUUUGACACUGAAUAAAAAUGAAAUUUUAAA